CGCCAUUGAAAGAGCUGUCAAAACCAAAACAACCCGGAUUAUCUACAUUUAUCUAGUAUCUUAAUACAAGUGUAAAGGCGAGACCGUGAAGCACACUCCGUUCCAGGUUGCGCGGCUCCGGUGACUGCUGCUCCUGAGAGAAGAGAGAGGCCCCGGGAAUGACUGAUAAGCAGAACCAGAGGACACGGGAGGCCCAAUGGAGCUCGGACACCGUAGGUCACAGAGAAGCCCGCCCCCUCAGCCUGCCCAGCUGCCCCGGUCUGACCAGCUCUUGGCCGCCGAGGACCUGGGCAUGACUUGUGGACAAAGGAUGGACAGUGUGACUUUCCACCAUGACUCGGUGCUCUCUGACGUGCACAUGCUGCAGCCGCGUGCUCGUCACCUCAUGACCCGGCUCAACCGCACCGGACAGCCAGUCUUCAUGUCCAAGUUUCGGAUCCUGUCUCGAGACCAAGUCCUGGACCAGACCAAGGAUCCAGACCACAGCGAGGAGAGGGGCAGUCCUUUGAGUAGGGAGUCAGAGGAGGGGAACAGUCCUAUGAGAAGGGACCCAGAUGAGAGGGGCAGUCCUGUGAAAGAGUCCCCAGAAAAGAGUGACUUUGGAGAGGGCCCGAGCAGAGCAAAGUCCCCAGAGAAGGACCAGAGCCUAGAGUUGGAUGAAGAUGGAGACUUUGAGUUAAUACGGCCCCGGAGACAGGCCCCUGAAUGUGGACGAGACGAGGUGUGUCCAGUGCUCCUGAGUCAGACUGACCCCCAGGACCCUGAGGACCCCACAGAGGACAACUCAGAAUCUGCAGAUGUCAUAAUGAUCGAGCACACUAUGGCCACUCUACUGGAGGACGUGGGCAAGCAGGUAUGGCGGGGAGCCUUGUUCCUGGCAGACUUCAUCCUGUCAGAGCCCAGGACAUUCAGGGGGGCCACAGUUCUGGAGCUGGGAGGAGGCACUGGUCUGACCAGCAUCCUGACUGCAACUGUGGCUAAGAGAGUCUACUGCACUGAUGUGGGAGAGGACCUACUGAGCAUGUGCAGAAGAAAUAUCUCUCUGAACAAACACAUGAUGGAGCUCAGCGGAGGGGAGGUGAAAGUGAGGCAGUUGGACUGGCUUCAGCGUGACCUCUGCACAGAUCCGGAGGAGGAGUUCAGCUGGAGCGAGGAGGAGGUGGCUGACCUGUAUGACCACACCACAGUCAUCAUCGCUGCAGACGUGGUGUAUGAUGAUGACCUCACUGAUGCCUUCUUCAGGACCCUGUACCAGCUCUGCUCCAGCCUCACCCACAGCUGUGACGUCUACAUCUCCAUCGAGAAGAGGCUGAACUUCACUCUACGCCACCUAGAGGUCUGUUGCGAGGCCUACGAGCACUUCCACCACUGUCUACAGCAGCUCCAGGACCUCGAGGGGCCCGUCCGCUUCAACGCCCAGAGUGUGGCCCCCAGAUUUCCCCAGAGCCUCAUAUACGAGCGCAUGGACCAGCUGGAGCUGUGGAAGGUGUCCGCCACGUACAUUACCAACCUCCAGGAGACCUGCACUGACCACUGACCUCAGCUGACCACAUGGGCUGGGAUCUGACCGCUAGACCCCAACUGACCAUUCCAUCUUGAUCUGGACACCAUAUCGCAGCUGAUCAUCCUCUCUUUGGGCAGUGGUCUGACUGCUCGAUGUGUGGACUGUGAGCAUAAGGCUGUGAGAGUGAAAUACUAAUUAGCAGGCUUCUAUAAACAGGGGCCUCCAGGCUCCUUACAGUGUAAACUGUACCUGUCUAAAGUGGACCCAAACCAGGGACAAAACCUCUACCUUCUUUCUGUACUGUGAAUGAUGAUAGUGAAUGUAUGUAUUUAAAUGAGAAUUUAAAUGAGAAUUUGCCUUAUUUAUAAAGCACAUGCACCUAGGGCUGAACCACAAGGGAAAAAUAUCCCAAAAGGUCCUUGUGAUCUUUGAACCAGUUUGAAUGUUGUUACCUCCUCUGAAACAUACCUGGAGUUGUGUUUUGUUUCAUUCACACAUGUUUGAGUAAUCCAUCAAUCUGUCUACAUCUCCAAAACUCAAAAUGCUCUGUUUUGCCUUGUGUUGUCUCGAAAGGAUAGUUUUCAAGCUAACAGCCCCUUUUACCUUUAGUUUCAUAGAGAUAGCCAUUUCCAGGGCUGAAAUUAUCCAAAUGAUUCUAGUGAAGGUGUGUGGAUUCUAAAAACACAGUGGAGCACUUUCUGUACUACCACAUGACAUCACGAGGUGGAACAGAGAGUUUUCCAUUUGAGAGAAUAACUCACCCUAAAUAUGCAGGGUUUGUGAGUUAAAUAUGUGGAAAUGAAACAAAACAAAGCUUGGGGUAUGUUUUUGAUAAGGAAACAACAUAGAACAGAUUAGAAAAGAGCAUAAAAUGGGCCCUUUAAUUUCAAUUUAAUAAUAGCUUCCUGCUUCUGAAGAAUACAGAAGAAAACCUUGCUUGCUCCUGUUGCUUCCUUCUUUACUUUGCUUUUUAAUCAUUGUACCUCUUCCAGUGUGGGAAGAUGUGUUUGGUUAUGAUUUUCAAGUAAAACAAGAACCAUUUUUACAUUUUUUUAAUAAAAUUUCUGACGAGCUAGCAAUAUAUUUAGGGAAGAUGAGAUGUGGGAAGAAACCAAAUUAAUUCUUUCUGUGAAUGCUGUCAGAACUAUCAACAACAAAUUAAUGAGCUACAAGCUUGGAUAUUCGGAUAUAUAGUUUCAGGGAAGAGGAUGACUGCUACUUUCAAGACAAGAAUGCAAAGCCAAUGCACCCAGUGAUAAAAGACAAUGCUAAUAUAGUUAUGUCACUCAAAAUACAGCUUACAAACACUGUCACAUAUUGAUGUCGAUGUUAAUAUGCAAACAGAAAAUGUAUUUUUUCACAAAUCAUUGACAUCAGAACAUUUUAUACCACUGUAUAGCAUGAUCAAGAGUUCUGGCAUCAACUAUGCUGAACUCUCCCCCCUACCCACCUAUCCCCCCUUGUCUCUCACCCAAACUCACCUGCUCCACCUCCUUGGCCCUUACCUGGUCCCUCACCGGAACUCUUCCCUGCUCGCCCUUUCCUGCAUUCCUCCAGAACUGUUAUCAUCAAGAGCUAGGACACACAGGGCUUCUGCUGUCUCAGGACAUACAGUCAUGAUAAAGAUAAUAUCAUGCUGAGGCCCUGUGAUGGAGCUAUAUCUACAGUUACACCACGUAGACUGAUUAACAGAAGGACAGUUAGACUGUCCAAUCAGAGAAAUUUAGUUCACAUUCCCUGUAAGACGAUAAUAUCCAGUCCUACUGAAACUAAUUUAAAACUUGCUGUGCUCAAUGUCAGAUUUUUAUGUAACAAUUCAUUUUGAAUUAAUGAUUUUAUCUCUUCUUUUAAUCUUGACUUUAUAUUUUUAACCGAAACAUGGCUUGACAAAAACACAGGUAAUGCAAUUCUAGUGGAAUCAACUCCACCCAACUUCAAAUUUGAAUCUGAAACACGAGCAAACAAAAAGAAUGGUGGUGUGUGUGCGUUUUUUAAAGAUAUUUUAGUUACUCACAGGUUGUUACUUGGGGUGUUUUAAUCUUUUGAGUGUGUUUCCCUUAAAAUGGAGCUAAAACAAUCAUCCUCCAUCCUCUACUUAGUAAAAUCAUCAAUAAAACUGUGCUGGGGAGGUUUGUAUAUGGCUGAAAAUCUUUCAGUCGUAUGCACAGACUUUGAUGGUUUAGUCAUUACAGGUGAUUUUAAUGUACAUGUGGAUAAUGUUUUUGACAGAAACGCUAGAAGAGCUCAGUUAUGUCCUUGUAUUCUUUGUUUUGACUCAGCAUGUCAGCGAGCCCACUCACAACAGAGGGCACACUCUGGACCUGCUCAUUACAAAAGGAGUAAGUAUUUCAAAUGUCAGUGUGGUGGGUGUUGCUCUGUGUGAUCAUUUCUGUGUCUUCUUUGACCUGUCUGUUAUUCCCAGAUGAGUGGCUGGUCCUGUAGUUGUUCGAAGGAGACACAUAAAUGAUAAAACAGGUGCACUGUUCAUGGAAAUGAUACACUUUGAAAAUAUGUAACUUCGAGUGUUUUGAAUGUUCUGGACACCAUUGCGCCAAUGAAGAUAAGCAGAAAGCGCCAUGGAGGAAUGAUGACUCGGUCAGGGCACAGAAAAGGGAGUGCCAAAGGGCCGAACGCGAAUGGAGCAAGUCAAAGCUCCAGGUUCAUUAUGAGAUUUACAGAGAAAAGAUGCACAUGUACAACCACAGUUUAUGUAGAACAAGGCAAAGGUAUUUUGCUGACAUUACUGGAAGUUGCAGUAACAACUCUCAUGUCCUAUUUGCAACGGUAAACAGAUUAACAAAUCCCCCAGCUCCGCUGCUGUUAGAACUAAUUUCCACAUCUAAGUGCAGUGAGUUUGCAGUAUUCUUUAAUGACAAGGUUCAGGGCAUUAAAAAUGCCAUCAGUUCCACAACACAAAUAAGAACCCUGCAGCCACCUAGACACUUAAAGCUGACUAACUGAAAGAACUAACAAAACUGUCCAAGAGAUCGUCAUCAGUCUGAGUUCAUCUACAUGCUGCCUCGUUGUAUUACCCACUAAAUUUCUAAAGUCUGUGCUCAACAGUUUACUGUCACCACUUAUUUGUAUAGUUAAUAUGUCACUUCAAUCUGGAACAUUCCCAAGAGCUUUGAAAACUGCGGUUAUCAAGCCUCUCCUAAAGAAGAGCAGUCUUGAUGCCACAAUAUUGAAGAAUUACCGACCAAUCUCUAAUCUGGCAUUUCUAGGCAAAGUCCUUGAAAAAGUUGUUUACCAACAGCUUAUUAACUUUCUCCAAAUGAACAACUCCUUUGAUGUCUUCCAGUCAGGUUUUAGACCCCACCACAGCACUGAGACUGCUCUUAUCAAGGUGACAAAUGACAUCCACCUGAACACUGAUGCAGGCAAAGUCUCAGUCUUGAUCCUGUUAGAUCUGAGUGCUGCCUUUGACGCUGUGGAUCAUGGGAUCCUCCUCUUCUGUUUAGCUGUGCAUAUGACUGAAAGGUUUUUUUUCUUCUUUUUUUCUCCUUUAAUGUUAAUUUUAAUUUAAUUAUUUGUGAUUAUUUAUGUUUUGAUUUGUUGUAUUGUUAUUUUAAUGGCUUUUUUAUUCUGUAAAGCACUUUGAAUUACCUCGUGUAUGAGUUGUGCUAUACAAAUAAACUUGCCUUGCUUAAUAGGAUACUGUUCAAAGUUCCCAUUUUAACUUGUGGUCUAGAAGACUUGAUGAAAACUCUGACAAACUAAUACAGAACUCACUUUUCAGAACAUGGAAUACAGAUCUAAACUACACUGUUAGCUGUAGUGUCGAAUAAAACAGGACUGUUUUUUUCCCCCCUUUUUACAAAUGUACCUUUAAAAAAACAAAAAACAAACCAUAAAUAGAAUUUGUGGACUUUGCCACAUAUUUGAACAAAAAUAUACUAUUGGUCACAAGUCUAGAGAAAUGUCAGAUGCCAUUGGACAAAUUUUGCAUUACUUGUCCUACUAUAACACUAGUAAAAUCAAAUGAAAGUAAAACUGUCAUAUAAAAUUUAAGGUGGACUGUGGAACUUUUCAAGUUGCCUUUUUGUCCCCAUGGAGUUGUUUGCUCAACCUGUCCAGUAUUGCAUUAGCAUUUAUUUAUAUGGGAGUUUUUAUUCCUUAAAAUUUGAGACAAGCAGGUACCCUACAUCAGAAAUGUUAUGCAUUUAAAUUUAAAACAGAAUAAAAUGAAUGUUUUUUUAAAAUAAAAAUUUCAAACAAACUUUUUAAAAUCUCUCAACUGGCAUAUUUAGAUUUUAUUUUAUUGAAAUUAUUCACACAGUUUACUUUUUAGUACAAAUGCCUAGCUUGAAACCAACUUUUUAAAUUAAGUUAAUUUAAAAAGUACAGGUUCCCAGGGGCCCUAUGGUGCUGUGGACAUUUGGUUUAUUGGUAGGACAAUGGAACAUGUAAGGAAAUAUGUAAAGUGGGGAGGGGUCAGAAAGAACAUCUGUUUCUGUUUUUUGACCCAAGCUCCAGAAGAACUUUAACCAUCAGUAUUUUGAUCUUUGUUAUUGAUGUGAUUAAUUCAUUUAAAGCUGUACUGUGUAACUUUUCUGGUGGACGAAGUAUUUUUCUCUCCAUGGAGAUGUUAUUGGUUUUGCUGGAAUGUUUCACUAUAUGGCAUAAACUAGCGCCUGUAUAUUUGUUAGCUAUGAAACACAUGUCAUUGAAUAAAUGCAGAUUUGUUAAGUUUAAUACCAUACUGUGGAACAUUUCUGACAAAGUGGUAACAUAUAUCAGUCAGAAAAGUUACAUUGUGCACCUUUCAAGAAGUGUUUUGUUCUAAUUUAAAUACGUUUAAAUAUGUUCUAAUACCAAUUUGUGAUUUUUUUUUUUUAAUUUUAACUUUGUAUUAUAAUGUGAUUUAUAUUUGUGAUUAAAACCAGCUUCCUCUUUUGACCAAAUAACACAUGUUUGAUGUGUAUGUGGUAAAUAAACAUUUUGAGUG
Periophthalmus magnuspinnatus is the source of this 6452-nucleotide messenger RNA. It is a transcript of the gene mettl22, whose product is annotated as methyltransferase 22, Kin17 lysine. The coding region runs from base 197 to 1537 and encodes 446 amino acids. NCBI's taxonomy places the organism in Eukaryota, Metazoa, Chordata, Actinopteri, Gobiiformes, Gobiidae. Gene Ontology annotation, cellular component: nucleus. The record is from RefSeq and is a predicted model, not a curated record. Gene Ontology annotation, biological process: protein methylation. Gene Ontology annotation, molecular function: protein methyltransferase activity. The transcript is spliced from 13 exons.